CCCGUCGGAGAAGUGCUUCCACCAAUAAUCAGAAAGUGGUGCCACGUAUGAUAAAGAAAAGUGAUUGGCUGAGACUGUGGUGAGGAUUGCAGCAAUGGCCACAGGAUUUGCAUCUUCCUUAAUCUCAUCUUCCCCACACAUUGCAACCUUCCUUUCUUCUUCUUCUUCUUCUUCUUCUUCUCUGCACUCAUACCACUCUCUCAGAACAACCACUCUUCCAACUCUCUCAUCUAACUCCCCCAUCACAACCCCAUUCAAAAAAUCCAUCCUUUUUCACAACCCACUCCGACCCAUUAUUCUUCUUCCUCCUCCUGCCGCCGCCGAAGAUGUUAUCUCUACGGCGGAAACAGCGGCGGAUGUUGUGGAGCAGUUGUACCCAACCACCGAUAAAGGGGUGGCCACAGUCGUCUCAGCCCUUUUCUUUCUGGCUUUCGUUGGCUUAUCCGCUAUCACUAUUGGGGUGAUUUAUUUAGCAGUAGUGGAUUUCCUGCAGAAGAGAGAGAAAGAGAAGUUUGAGAAGGAAGAAGCAGGUAAAAAGGGGAAGAAGAAGAAAAAGAAGGUUGUGGGAAGAGCCAGAGCUGGACCCAAAGGAUUUGGACAGAAGCUUGUCGAAGAGGAGGAGGAGAAGGAUGAUUAAGAUAACAAACACCACGCAAUAAAAAUCAUUUCAGGUCAUCUUUCCUUGCAUUCAAAUCCAAUUUUACUGUCACCUUUUUAAGUUUUCACAGAGCGAUUUUCAUCUUUCAAAACAGACAUGUUUUGACAGAGUAAUUUAGGUUGUUGUUCCAUUAGUUAAAGAAAUUCAUUGCAACAUAUCUUUUGAGGA
Vigna umbellata (rice bean) is the source of this 826-nucleotide messenger RNA. RefSeq lists its product as uncharacterized. Lineage: Eukaryota; Viridiplantae; Streptophyta; Magnoliopsida; Fabales; Fabaceae. Gene Ontology annotation, cellular component: chloroplast thylakoid membrane. The record is from RefSeq and is a predicted model, not a curated record.